AUGCGAUCUCGUCGGCCGAGUGGCGCAAGCGCUUGUGAGCGCCAACCCCUGUGGGCAAGGCCAGAUGAACUGGAGGAGAACAAUAACAAAGACUUCAACAAUAAACGCCACCUGGGUCUAUUCUCGACGGCCCUACUCCUGACUAACCGCAUGAUCGGCGCCGCCAUCUUCUCCGUACCAUCUUCCAUCUUUCUCAGCGUCGGCAGUGUGGGUGCAGCACUUUCGCUAUGGGUGGUGGGAAUCUUCCUGACCUUCUGCGGGUUUUACAUCUACCUGGAACUGGGGUGUCUAAUGCCGCGCACUGGUGGGGAGAAAGUGUACUUUGAUACGGCAUAUCCUCGCCCUUACCGUCUCGCUAGCACGCUUUACGCGUUCUAUGUGCUAUUUGGAUUCCCGGGCCUGGCCAGUAUUGUAGUCGCCGAUAACACCCUCCUUGCGUUCAAUAUCGCUGCCAGUGAGGCUGGGCAGCGACUGGCUGCGGUUGGAAUAAUGGCCUUGGUCGCAGCAUGCCUUUCUAUAUCCCGCGAAUGGAGCGUACGAAUUGUCAACUCGUUAAGCUUACUAAAGCUUGCGACCUUCCUGUUGAUUCUUGCAACCGCGUUUGCCAUCCUUGUGGGAGUGCUUCCAAGAAAUGCUGAUACCGGUGCCAAUUUUCGCCAGCCAUUCGCUGGUUCUUCGACCACGGUAUAUGAUUACACUGUCUCGCUUUUCAAAGUACUAGAAUCUUUCCUGGGUUGGAACAGUGCAGGCAUGGUGUUAGGGGAGGUCAAGAACCCUCGGAGGACCCUCAAGGCGGCCGGUCUGCUCGGGGUCAGCUCAGUUGGCAUACUCUAUCUGCUAAUCAAUGUCUCUUAUUUUAUUGUCGCUACACCGGAUGAUAUUAGCCGGGCCGGUGUGCAGCUGGUCGCCCGACUUCUGGGCAACGUUUUCGGGAGCGCAGCCUCGCGUGUCACCGCGGCUAUGGUAGCUCUCUCCACCUUUGGCAGUAUGAUCUCCACGGCAUUCGCAGUCACACGGGUAAUCCGGGAACUCGCAGUGGAAGGAAUCGUUCCCGCGGCUAGUAUUCUGUCCAAGACGUCCAAGUCCGGUAACCCAGCCACAGCGACAUCGGUGUUUAUGUUCGGGCCUUCGGUAGUGGCAGUCUUACUCUUACCCUUUGGGGAUGCUUAUGCCUUUCUACUAGAUGUGAACCAGUAUUUCCUGGUGAUGAUAUACGGUGCUGUCGUGGUAGCUCUUUUCAUCAUCCGACAACACGUCCCAUCUGCCGAGUACCCAUUCCGCGUGUGGACUUGGGUACCAUAUCUCUUUCUCGCUUGUCAAGUUUUCCUACUGCUCUCCCCUCUUGCAUCUCCCAGUGGGGCUGGCGACACCAAUUUGCCCUUCUGGCUUGCCCCUUCUGUGUCCUUCUUGGUGAUCGGACUCGGCGUUAUGUACUGGCGACUGAAGUCGUUCGUCGCCCCUGUAGGGGACGAACCAUUCUGGAACCGACAGGAUAAUCCUCAGUCAUAUGGUUCCGUGGCCGCGUCAUAA
Messenger RNA from Aspergillus caelatus, 1530 nucleotides. RefSeq names its product amino acid/polyamine transporter I. Gene Ontology annotation, molecular function: L-amino acid transmembrane transporter activity. The record is from RefSeq and is a predicted model, not a curated record. The coding region runs from base 1 to 1530 and encodes 509 amino acids. Gene Ontology annotation, cellular component: membrane. The transcript has 4 exons. Gene Ontology annotation, biological process: amino acid transmembrane transport. Lineage: Eukaryota; Fungi; Ascomycota; Eurotiomycetes; Eurotiales; Aspergillaceae.